Molecule: messenger RNA, 324 nt
Organism: Gaeumannomyces tritici R3-111a-1
Lineage: Eukaryota; Fungi; Ascomycota; Sordariomycetes; Magnaporthales; Magnaporthaceae
Exons: 2
Coding region: 1-324 (107 amino acids)
Source: RefSeq, a predicted model, not a curated record
AUGUGCCUCUUCGAACACUACAUCUACAAGUGCGCCGGCGACCAGUGCCAUAACGAGGACUGCUACAAGCCGCUAUGCGACAAGACACACUGUUACGAACAGACUACGACUAAAGACGACGGCAUGUACACCCCAUGCUUUUUGAGGAGCAGUGUUUGGAUUAGAUCGAAAUGCGACCCACCCAAGGAGAGAUGUUCUACACCAAAAGGGUGGGCUACUGCAACGGCUGCAAGACGAGGCUCGGGAUCUCUUAGGACGAAAGGUAGGUGGUUGACGAAGCGCCGAGCUUUCGUCAUACACAUGUUGCAUGCGAAGGCUGAAUGA